AUGUUUUCUUUCUUUUGUUUAUAUUCUUUCUUUCAUUCGUUUGUCUAUAUUCAUACUUUCUUUCUUCUUUUCUUUCUUUUGUCUGUAUUCUUUCUUUCUUUCUUUUGUCUGUAUUCUUUCUUUCUUUCUUUCUUUCGUCUAUUAUUCUUUCUUUAUCUAUAUUCUUUCUUUCGUCUAUUAUUCUUUCUUUCUUUCUUUCGUCUAUUAUUCUUUCUUUCUUUCUUUCGUCUAUUAUUCUUUCUUUCUUUCUUUAGUCUAUUUUUCUUUCUUUCUUUCUUUCUUUCUUUAGUCUAUUUUUCUUUCUUUCUUUCUUUCUUUCUUUAUCUAUUUUUCUUUCUUUCUUUCUUUCUUUCUUUCUUUAGUCUAUUUUUCUUUCUUUCUUUCUUUCUUUCUUUAGUCUAUUUUUCUUUCUUUCUUUUCUUUCUUUUUUUAGUUCCAUUUUUCUUUUUUCUUUCUUUCUUUCUUUUUUUUUUCUUUCUUUUUUUCUUUAUUUAUUCUUUUUUUUCUUUCUUUCUUUCUUUUAGUUUUUUUUUCUUUCUUUCUUUUCUUUCUUUCUUUAGUCUAUUAUUCUUUUCUUUCUUUAGUCUUUUUUUUCUUUCUUUCUUUAGUCUAUUUUUCUUUCUUUCUUUCUUUAGUCUAUUUUUCUUUCUUUCUUUCUUUAGUCUAUUUUUCUUUCUUUCUUUAGUCUAUUUUUCUUUCUUUCUUUAUCCAUAUUCUUUCUUUCGUCUAUAUUCUUUCUUUCUUUCUUUUGUCUAUAAUAUUAUUCGGGCACUUCGACGUAUUAUCGCUAUAUUCUUUCGUCUGUCAAUAUUCCUUCUUUCUUUCCUUUUUAUUUGUCUAUAUUGUCUUUUGUUGUUACUUGUCUGUAUUCAUUCAUUAUUUCUUUCUUUCCCUUUUUAUUUGUCUCCUCUCUUUCUUUCGUUUGCCUAUAUACACUUUUUAGUCUUUUCUUCGUCUGUCUUUCUGCUCUUUAUUUUGUGUCUUUGA
Acanthosepion pharaonis is the source of this 987-nucleotide messenger RNA. Lineage: Eukaryota; Metazoa; Mollusca; Cephalopoda; Sepiida; Sepiidae. The record is from the annotation of a GenBank genome assembly.